CCCUCUCCCGCAACUCGCUGCUGACUGCCGGGCGGGUCUGUAGGGGACCUAGCAAGUGACCGUCCGGCCCUCGGGGAGGAGCGGACAGCACCCAGGGCACCUGGCCGGUCAAGCCCGUACGGGCCGCGCCCCUCUGCGCCAGGCCCCGGGGAGGCCCGUGGCGAGGCCUGCAGCCUGUCGCCUGCCGAUUGGCGCCACCCGCUGCGGCCGGGACUCAUUUCCGCCCCGGGCGCGGCCCACGCCACGCCCCUCUGUUUUGCGGCCCCUGAUACUUGGUCAGCGUGGUGAUUGUUGCGUCUGGUCACUGGACCCAGAAGGGACGUCCUCCUCGGCUGGCGCUCAGUUUCCCGCUCAUCGCCAGAAAAAUGAAGGCGCCUCCCGCGCCGCGCAGGGCGCCUCCCCGCCGCCUGGAGCGUCGCUUUCCUCUCCCGACCUUCCUAGGGGUCCCUCUGGUGGCCCUGGCGUUGCUGCUUUGCACAGGCUCGGAUGCCUGUGAGGAGCCACCAGAAUUUGAAGCUAUGGAGCUCAUUGGUGUACCUAAAACCUAUUAUGAGGUUGGGGAGGAAGUAAACUACAGGUGUAAAAAAGGAUAUUUUUAUGUGCCUCCUCUUGCCACCUAUACUUUUUGUGAGAAGAAUCAUUCGUGGUUUCCUGUCACAGAUACACCUUGUUUUAGAAAUACAUGUCCAUACGUAAAGGAUCCUGCAAAUGGCCAAGCAAUGCUGGCAAAUGGGACUUUAGCGUGGGGUUUUCAGAUUCACUAUAGUUGUCACCCGGGUUUUUACUUAAUUGGCGAACCAAUUGCACAUUGUGAACUUAAAGGAGAAGAAGCACUUUGGAGUUCUAAGCCCGCAACAUGUGAAAGGAUUUUGUGUCCACCACCUCCAAAAAUAGAAAAUGGAAGACACACCUUUAGUGAUGUAGAAGUAUUUCAUUAUCUCGAAGCAGUAACUUAUAGUUGUGAUCCUGCACCUGGACCAGAUGAAUAUUCGGUUGUUGGAGAGAGUACGCUUUAUUGUGCUGGCCCUCAGAAAUGGAGUAGUGAUGCUCCCGAGUGUAAAGUGGUCAAAUGUCCAUUUCCAGUAGUCACAAAUGGAAAACAGAUAUCAGGAUUUGCAAAAAAAUAUUCCUACAAAGCAACGGUUAUGUUCGAAUGCGAUAAGGGUUUUUACCUUAAUGGCAGUGACACUAUUUUCUGUGGUGGUAAUAGUACUUGGGAACUCUCAAUGCCAACAUGUCUUAAAGUGUCGACUCCUUCCACUGCAAAACCUCUAAAUUCCAGUGUUUCAGGUCCGAAGCCUACUCAUCCCAAAAAGCCUCCAGUUUCAAAUUAUCCAGAUGCUUGGAUCAUUGCCCUCAUUGUUAUUACUGCAAUUCUUGCAGUUGCAGUAAUAGUCGUCGGCCUUUACAGAUUUCUUCAAAGAAAGAAGAAAGGGAAAGGAGAGGUUAGAGCUGAAUACACCACUUACCAGCAUAAGUCAACCACUCCGGCAGAGCAGACAAACUGAACAGUUUCCACAAUCUGCUUUACCAGUUUAUCUUUUGAUACUGUUAAAAUCUUCAGAUGUACAAUAGUUAUUCUUUAGUUUUGCUCUCGUGAGCGCAACUGUUAAGUCAUAACUCUAACAUUUUUAUGGCACUUAAAGGUAGUCACCAUCCUUUGAUGCUUCUUUGGAACGUGUAUGAAUUUUGGGUGUGAACAUAUUGCCUGUUUUUCCUCAAAUAACAUUUGUAUUUAUAGAGCAAAUCAACACAGCAUCCAUGGUAGUAUGAAGGUGGGGAAAUGAUUUAUUUUAUAAAAUUGGUAAAUUUAGAGAAAUGUAUUUCAAAAUGAAAUCACAUAGUGAUCUUGAGAUACAAAAAAUUAAAUUACAUUUCAUUUUGUAAAGAAAGUGAUUUUAAAAUCUUUUUUAUUCAAAGAUUAAUGUCAAUUCUUAAGAUUCAUUUUCCUACAAUUCUAAAAUUUAUUGUAUAUAUUGUUCACUGUAAAAACCCUUUACAAAUAUGUCUCUACUACUUUGGCUCUUAUUUAUUAAGAACAAGAACACUGUAAAUUGGGAAUAUGGACAAGUUUGACUUCCUUAACUAAGAAUAUUAUUGUAAAAUUCUCUAAAAGUUAAUGGCAUAAAAUUCUGUAUUUUUUUUGUAACAUCUUUGGUGAUUUAAAGAAACUAGAAUGUUUAUGUGUGGCACUUAUUUUCACCUUUUUAAAAACAUCAGUCAACCAGUCUAAGAAAUGAGUAAGAUUUCAGAAUCAGUUAUAUACUUCUGCGGAAAGUUAGAAGCCCCUGAUGCCCAUAGCAAGAAUGCUAUUUUGUGGUGCAAAGUGAGCACUGUGGCCUUGUGCUUUUCUUUCACUACUUAAAUCAAGAGAGGUUUUACUUUAAACAUGCCCUCUAAAAGUAGGUCGUUUUGUAAAGAAUAAAUUUAUCAGAUAACCUCAAGUUGCGUUAGAAUCUUAGUCCAUUUACGUUGUCCUUGCUAGUAGAAGCAUCUUAUCUAUGUAGAUAUCUUACCUCAUCUUCUAAAAGGCAUAGUAAAAAUUAAUUUAUGUAUUUCAGAGAAGGAAACUUCACUGUUGUCUAUUUGCUGUUGGUCAUGCUAAGGGACAAAAAAAGUAAACAUAGCUCAGGUGGCAUGUUACACUCAGGUAGAAUAGAACAGGAGAGCUCUCUACUGAGUCCCCCUACUUUGGCAGAGUCUCUUUCAAAGAAGCCAGUGGACAAAGAGAAGGGGCGACCACUCCAGUUCAAAUUACAUUGUUGUAAGCUGUGUUUUGAACGUUUGUAUUUAGUACCUAGCUCAAGUUGGGCCAAAGAAACCUUGCCUUGAGAAGACUAUGAUUGGGGAAUCAAGGGUGGAUCAGAAGAAAUACUGUUUUACUGUAUAAAGACAUGUUUACAGGUGCUGUAAGUAUUCAUUGCCUUUGUAAUCUCUUGUGAAAUGAGAUGCUUUAGGAACAUAAAUGUUUGAGGAGGAAUAAACAGGAAUUCUGAAAGCAUGGAGUUGAAGUUUAUACCCAAUUCUCACAUCGUUGUCAAGAAUGUGGCAAUUGCUUAGAGGCAAGGAAUGGCUGUGCUAUUUUUUUUAAACUUAAUUGAAAUAUUUUCAACUAAAUACUUUUAUGCUUAAAAUAAAUAUACUUUUAUA
Messenger RNA from Lemur catta (Ring-tailed lemur), 3150 nucleotides. It is a transcript of the gene CD46, whose product is annotated as CD46 molecule. Gene Ontology annotation, biological process: negative regulation of complement activation, classical pathway. The coding region runs from base 366 to 1508 and encodes 380 amino acids. NCBI's taxonomy places the organism in Eukaryota, Metazoa, Chordata, Mammalia, Primates, Lemuridae. The transcript has 11 exons. The record is from RefSeq and is a predicted model, not a curated record. Gene Ontology annotation, cellular component: cell surface.